CAGUACUUCAAGGGUCCGUGGUUUCAGACAAAUAGAAAAGAAAAUGCCUGCAUAACCAACUAACUAACCGAUAAGAGUAUUGCAAAGUCAAAUUUCCUCCUCAUUCAUUCUCUAUUCUCCACACUAAGCUGGAUUCCAGCAUGGACGCCAACGAUGACAUUCCCUCUCCCAGUCCCAGAAUCUUCGACCGUUACGCCUCUUCGUCGGACGAUGAUUCGCAGCCUUCCUACCCUUCCCUCCACUCCACCAACCGACGCCUCGACUACAUGAUUCAAUUCCUUGACCGCAACCUUCUACCGCAACACUCCUCUAGUCCCAACGCCUUCCUUCCCGAGUUUGUCGCCAAAGGCGGUGGCCAGGGCAUUUUCACGCUGCCCGAUCGCAGAGCCCUCCACCCUAAUCGCCCUCCCCACCUCGAGCUUCGACCACACCCGCUCAGGGAGACCCAGUUCGGCCGCUUUUUGAAAACGAUCGCCACUACCGACCGGCAGCUCUGGGCGGGCAGCGAGAGCGGGGCGGUUAGGGUUUGGGAAUUUAAAGAUUUGUACGAGGAAGGGGAGGAGGAGGAUGCGGCGCCGUUUAGGGAGUCACCGGCGUUAUCAUCGAAUGGGAAUGCGGCUGUGACGUGUAUGGUGGGGGAUGAGGGAAAUGGAUUGGUUUGGAGUGGGCAUAGGGAUGGAAGGAUCAGAGGCUGGAAGAUGGAUUGUGAGAGUGGUGGGUUUAAGGAAUGGUUGUCUGGGCAGGCUCAUCGUGGGCCUGUGCUUUCCAUUAUUUUCACUUGUUACGGGGACGUGUGGUCUGGUUCAGAAGGUGGUAAUAUCAGGAUUUGGCCAUGGGAAGCUAUAGACAAUGCUCUCUCUCUAACAAUGGAGGAAAGGCACAUGGCUUCUUUGUUAAUGGAGAGAUCAUUUGUUGACCUUAGGAGCCAAGUUGCUGUAAAUGGCUUCAGUUCUAUAUUAAAUUCAGAUAUUAAGUGCCUUCUUUCUGAUAAUAUUAGAGCUAAAGUAUGGAGUGCUGGUUAUCUAUCAUUUGCGUUGUGGGAUGCUCGUACAAGGGAAUUACUCAAAGUUGUCAACAUUGAUGGUCAAAUUGAAAAUAGAGUGGAGUUGUCCUUAGUUCCAGAUUUUGCUAUGGAAGAUGAAAUUAAGAUGAAGAUUGUUACCAGUUCAAAGAAGGAGAAAACCCAGAGUUCCUUUGGUUUCUUUCAGCAGUCACGUAAUGCCAUCAUGGGAGCAGCUGAUGCUGUUCGUCGUGUUGCAGCAAAGGGGGGCUUUGUUGAUGAUAGUCGGAGAAUUGAGGCACUCACUAUUGCUAUUGAUGGAAUGAUCUGGGUUGGGUGUGCAAAUGGCUUACUUAUCCAGUGGGAUGGAAAUGGAAAUCGUAUACAAGAUUUUCAGCAUCAUCCUUCUGCUGUUCUAUGCUUAUGUAGCUUUGGAUCACAGUUAUGGGCAGGUUAUGCAAGUGGUACUGUCCAGGUUCUAGACCUUGAGGGUAAUAGGCUUGGACGAUGGGUUGCUCAUAGUAAUUCUGUACUGCAAAUGGCCAUUGGAGCUGGUUAUAUUUAUACCCUGGCUAAGCAUGGUGGUAUACGUGGAUGGAAUAUCACAUCUCCUGGACCUCUUGACAGCAUAUUGCGUUCAGAAUUGACUGCAAAAGGGUUUCUAUAUACAAGGAUUGAAAAUUUAACAAUAUUAACUGGUACCUGGAAUGUCGGGCAAGGGCGAGCAUCUAUGGGCUCACUUGAAACUUGGCUACAUUCUGCUGUUUCAGAUGUGGGAAUUAUUGUUAUUGGGUUGCAGGAAGUUGAAAUGGGUGCAGGUUUUCUCGCAAUGUCUGCAGUGAGAGAAACUGUAGGGCGUGACGGGAGUGCUGUUGGACAGUGGUGGUUGGAUUUGAUAGAUGAAACAUUGCGUGAUAUGAUGGAAAGAAAAUCACAGGAUAUGAUGGGAAAGAAGUUGCAUGAAAGGAAAAUGUAUGAACGUGUUGGAUCUAGACAGUUGGCAAGCAUGCUUAUUGCUGUUUGGGUUGAGGGUAAUCUUAAACCGCAUGUUGGGGAUAUUGAUGCAGCUGCAGUGCCAUGUGGCUUUGGGCGUGCGAUUGGUAACAAGGGAGCUGUUGGUUUAAGACUAAGAGUGUAUGAUAGGAUAUUUUGCUUUGUUAAUUGUCACUUUGCUGCACAUUUGGAAGCUGUUGGUCGUCGCAAUGCUGAUUUUGACCAUGUCUAUCGUACAAUGACGUUUAGUCGACCAUCUAAUGUCUUCAAUACUGCUGCUGGUAUGGCGCUGUACCUGUUCUUGCCUUGCUUCCUUGCCUGCUCAAUGUAUUUAUUUUGGCUUGUUUAUAGAUCUAGCUUGCCAUUGGUCCUUUCUAUUGCAGCUGGUGCUUCUUCCGCUGUUCAAAUGCUUCGUGGAGCUAAUGCUAUGGGUGCCCACUCUGUUGAAGCGAUGCCUGAAUUGUCUGAGGCAGACAUGGUUGUAUUUCUUGGUGAUUUUAAUUAUAGGCUUGAUGGUGUAUCAUAUGAUGAAGCAAGGGAUUUUAUUUCUCAAAGAAGCUUUGAUUGGCUUAGAGAAAGGGAUCAACUUCGAGCAGAGAUGGAAGCUGGAAAUGUUUUCCAGGGAAUGCGGGAAGCAGUUAUUACUUUUGCUCCCACGUACAAAUUUGAUAAGCACAUAGCUGGUUUAUCAGGUUAUGAUUCUGGUGAAAAGAAGCGCAUUCCUGCCUGGUGUGACAGAAUUUUAUAUCGUGAUAGCCGACGAACUUUGGGAUCUGAAUGCAGUUUAGAUAGUCCUGUUGUCUCUUCUGUAUCACAGUAUGAGUCUUGCAUGGAUGUGACAGACAGUGAUCACAAGCCUGUGAUUUGCAUAUUUUCUGUUGAAAUUGCUCGUAUUGAUGAGUCAGUAAGGAGACAAGAAUUUGGAGAUGUAAUGAGAUCAAAUGAAGAAAUUAGGUGCAAGAUCGAAGAAUUAUACAAGAUUCCAGAAACUAUUGUGAGCACUAACAAUAUAAUCCUCCAAAACCAGGACACAUCAAUUUUGCGCAUCACAAAUAAAUGCGUGGAAAGCAAUGCAUUGUUUGAAAUAGUUUGUCAAGGUGAAUCUACAAUCAAGGAUGAUGGACAAGCAUCAGAUCAUCAUCCAAGAGGUUCCUUUGGCUUUCCACUGUGGCUUCAGGUUACUCCAGCCGCUGGUAUAAUCAAACCAGAUCAUGUAGCAGAGGUAUCUGUCCAUAUUGAGGCUUUCCACACCCAAGAAGAGUUUGUUGAUGGUUUUCCGCAAAACUGGUGGUGUGAAGACAACAGAGAUAAGGAAGCUAUAUUGGUUGUUAAAGUUCAUGGCAGGUAUGCAACGGAGACGAGGAAUCAUCGUAUCCGUGUUCGCCACUGCUCUUCAGCCAAAAUGAAAAAGAAGGACCCUAAGCCUAAUGAUUCCCCACAAAUUCAAGGAAAUCUUCUUCACCGGGCUGAUUAUCAAAGGCUUAGUGUUUCCUAUGAUGUGGUUGAUCAUCUACGGAAUUUGCAUAGUCCAUAAAGUGCCAUUAUGUAAGAUAUCCGCAAAAUCACAUGCCCUGGCUGCGUGGGUUGACAGAGCAGUAAAUGAAGUGUCCAGUCUACUUUUAUUAGUGUUCAUAGAAUGCUUAUUCAGUUUACCUGGUGCCAGUUUUUGCAAUGUCAUCAGUAUUCCUACGUGUUCUUUUUGUACUAAUUUCAUUCUUUUUAAGUGUACAGAAUGAUCGAGCGUGAGAGUAGCGUGAAUCAUGUCGGAUUGUUUUUAUCCUUUUACUCCUUUUCUUUCAGUUUCAAGGAAAAUCACUAUCGUAUGAUGAAUUGUUGCUAAAGUUGGUGGCCAUUAAAAUU
Messenger RNA from Theobroma cacao (cacao), 3853 nucleotides. RefSeq names its product Endonuclease/exonuclease/phosphatase family protein (gene FRA3). Gene Ontology annotation, molecular function: protein binding; phosphatidylinositol-4,5-bisphosphate 5-phosphatase activity. The record is from RefSeq and is a predicted model, not a curated record. NCBI's taxonomy places the organism in Eukaryota, Viridiplantae, Streptophyta, Magnoliopsida, Malvales, Malvaceae. Gene Ontology annotation, biological process: phosphatidylinositol dephosphorylation.